AUGCACUCACACGAGCCUCUUCCGGUCACCGCGUCCGAGCUGCCACAAGAGCCGGCGACUCCGAUCGGCGACAACGACCUCCUCCUCGCCAAGCCGUUGGUCGUCGCCAAGGCGCCGUCGCACAGCUACCGGCCCGACAUUGACGGUCUCCGGACGCUCGCGGUCGUCCCCGUCGUGCUCUUCCACGCGUACCCUGCGGCUUUUCCCGGCGGCUUUAUUGGCGUCGACGUCUUCUUUGUCAUCUCUGGCUUUCUCAUCUCCGGCAUCCUCUUCAAGCAGUGCCGCAACGACACCUUUACGUACGCAGGCUUUUACGUCCGGCGCGUCCGGCGCAUCUUCCCGACGCUGAUUCUCGUCUUGAGCGCGACGUUCUGGCUCGGGUACCUCUACCUCAUGGCGCCCAAGCUCAAGGCAAUGGCAGCGACGAUGCUGGCGGGUGCACUCUUUAGCGCCAACCUCCAAGUGCUCUCGCUCACGCACUCGUACUUUGACAUUGACGUCAAGACCAACCCGCUCUUGCACCUCUGGUCGCUCGGCGUCGAGGAGCAAUUCUACAUCUUUUGGCCGCUGCUCGCGUCCAUCGUCAUGCGUCUCCGCUACCGCAAGGCGAUCGCACUGCAGCUAGCCGUCGUCGUCGUCAGCUUUGGCAUCAAUGUGAGUCUUCUCGGCGUCCAAGGCAGCAACAAGUGGUCGUUUUACAUGCCACUGAGCCGGUUCUGGCAGAUGGCGCUCGGUGGUCUCCUCGCCUACCUCCACUGCGCAACGACCGUUGAACUCGAGCCCGAGACAGAGACCGAACCUGAGACCGAACAAGAAACCUCGGUCCUCGAGCAUGCGGUGCAGCGCGUCGCAGCCAUGUACGUCGCCGCGGCGCCGUCAGGCCGCGACCAAGUCGUGUCGGUUGCCGGGCUCGGACUCAUCCUCCUCGGCUUUGCCAGCGUGAACGAAGACCGGCUCUUCCCGGGGUUCUGGGCUCUUCUCCCGACGCUCGGCGCCACGCUGCUUAUCGCCGCCGGUCCCGACGCCACCUUCAACAAGCAUGUCUUGAGCCACCCGCUGCUCGUGUACAUUGGCAAGAUCAGCUACUGCCUGUACCUCUGGCACUGGCCGCUGCUCGUCUUUGCCAUCGAGCGGUACCCGGACGCGAGCAGCCGCCCGACGUACAUGGCGCCGUGGGUCAUGCUCGGCAUCUCGCUGCUGCUGAGCGUGCUCACGUACGAAGAUGUCGAGAAGCGGCUCCGGCGCCGCACGUCCAAGCUCGUGACGCCGCUCCUCGUGCUCUGCGUUCUGGCGCUUGGGGUCCUCGCAGCGCUCGCGUAUGCGUCGCCGUCGCACUACUCGGCCAUCGAGCUCGACUUGGCGUCCAGUAUAGACGUUGUAGCCUCGGACGAGGUGGCGCUGGACACGGUCUUUGUUCCGCAGGUGGAUGCGAGCGCGGUGGUCGCGACAACAGCAGCGCCGGCAGGCGUGGUGCCGAUGGCGACUUUGGCGGCGGCAGUCGCGCAAAUGAACGCAUCGUCGGCGAUCGCAACAUCGAAUUCAUCCACGGAUCUUGCCCGCAGCACGAUUGCGCCGACGGCGGCCGUUACCGAGGUCAAGGUGACGACGGCAGCUCCUGAGAGUAAGGCGACAACGGCGCCAACGUCUGCAGUCCCCAAGCACGUAGCCAAGACGACGGUCAAGAUGGCCCGUCACGCUAUUACCGACGGUGAAUGGGACAAGCAGAUUCCUGGCUACUGCCCGACGGACACGCCGUACAUCACAACCGCCAAACUGCGCGAGCCAUUUCCGUUCAAGGACCCGACGUAUGCAGGGUACCCAGAGCGAUGCCAGGUUAUCAACCCCGGUCAUGAAGCCAACGGAGUCGUGGUCGUCCUCGGUGACUCUCAUGGAGACAUGUCCAAGCCUCGCUUUGCGCAGCUCUUCGACGAGAGUAUUGUGGCCAAGACGUCGUUCCCGACGAUCGUCUUCAAGACCCGCUGGGGCCGCGCGAUGCUGCCGUGCCGCCCCGAGUUCGCCCAGAACAUUGAGAUGCUCAAGACGCUCAAGCCGACUGUUGUGCUCUUUGUCGUGCACUGGGUGCAGUACCUCAACCCUGGCGCUCCGAAAGACGAGCCGGCAAGCCACCCACCGACCUGCUGCUUGUACGAAGGCGCCGCAUGUAAAGAACAGAGCUUGGCCGACGUGGACGCGAUUCUAGCAGAGUUCCAGAGCCAGCUGCGGGCCGUCGCCGAUCUCGGCGUCAAGGUCUUUGUCGUCGACCAGAGUCCCGAGUACGCGCGCAUGAACCCAAAGUCGUGGAUUCAAGGCGACACGGUCAAGCUUCCCGCGCCCGUGAGCCGCGCGGCCUUUCGAAGGGAGAUGGCGUGGCUCUUUGACCGCUUGCACCCGGCCUUCACAGCGGCCAACGCUACGGUGCUCGACUAUGCGGACGACUACUCGGACGGCGACAAGAUCAUGAUGGCGGACGCGUAUGGCGAGCCCACGAUGUGUUCUGGCGGCCACCUCACGACGUACACUGCGCGCAAGCAUCUCCACGUGCUGGACCAGGUCGUGCAGGCUGCAUUGGCCGUCUAA
This is a messenger RNA of Saprolegnia parasitica CBS 223.65, 2577 nucleotides long. RefSeq lists its product as hypothetical. Gene Ontology annotation, biological process: lipopolysaccharide biosynthetic process. Bases 1 to 2577 code for a protein of 858 amino acids. Gene Ontology annotation, cellular component: membrane. The transcript has a single exon. Gene Ontology annotation, molecular function: acyltransferase activity, transferring groups other than amino-acyl groups. NCBI's taxonomy places the organism in Eukaryota, Oomycota, Saprolegniomycetes, Saprolegniales, Saprolegniaceae. The record is from RefSeq and is a predicted model, not a curated record.